This is a messenger RNA of Aspergillus vadensis CBS 113365, 934 nucleotides long. Its product is annotated as Sm-like protein LSM2. Gene Ontology annotation, cellular component: Lsm1-7-Pat1 complex; precatalytic spliceosome; U4/U6 x U5 tri-snRNP complex. NCBI's taxonomy places the organism in Eukaryota, Fungi, Ascomycota, Eurotiomycetes, Eurotiales, Aspergillaceae. Gene Ontology annotation, biological process: mRNA splicing, via spliceosome. Gene Ontology annotation, molecular function: RNA binding. The transcript is spliced from 3 exons. The record is from RefSeq and is a predicted model, not a curated record. The coding region runs from base 167 to 463 and encodes 98 amino acids.
CCUCGUCUUCACGUCUCCCACCGCCAGCCCCUCUAGGAAAGGAUACAUUCGACACCUCCUUACCAAAUCUUCAGCGGCCAAUGCGCUACUAGUUCAUUCCCCAACAAAACCACAGCUCCGACCGCAUCAAAACCCCUCCAAUUCUCCCCCACUUCGCACCGCAACCAUGCUCUUCUUCAGCUUCUUCAAGACCCUUACCAACCAAACGGUGACCAUCGAACUCAAGAACGACAUUCGCAUCCGCGGCACUCUCAAAUCCGUCGACCAGUACCUGAACAUUAAGCUGGAUGAUGUCGACGUUCUGGAUCUGGAUAAAUACCCGCAUUUGUCGUCUGUGAAGAACAUGUUCAUCCGUGGUAGUGUGGUGCGGUAUGUUAUGCUGCCGAGGUCGGAGGUCGAUAUUGGGCUUUUGGAGGAUGCGACGAGGAGAGAAGCUGCGAACCAGGCUGGCAAAGCUCGGUGAUUUCGCUUUGAUAGAUGGAUUGUUGCUUUGUUCGUUGGGUUUCUUCUACGGAUGGGAUUAAAGUUUUCUUUUAUGUAUUUUUUCUUUCUAUUUCUUCUUUGAUUUGCAGAUUUAAUCUUCACGAUGUGAUGAUAUUUGUCGUUGUCAUGCGGGUUUCACUUUUCAUUAUGUUGCUGAUAUCCAUGGUUAAACAUGGCGGAGAGAGAGAGAAAGAUAGAGAGGAGGAGGGUCUGCGUGGAUGCAAAGCAUGGGGCCAGAGCAGAUUGGCUGGACGGAGUACUACUCCUUCGAUUGGGGCUGAUUUACGGUGCUCGCAAUUGCAGAUGCUGAAUGAUGGUGAUGAUGAUAGGCACACCUGCAUACUACAUCUACUGACUACUAGAAAGUACAUGUCAGUGGGAGGACGAAUAGGUUUACUGGGUAAAGCUCUGCUGGACACAUGAUAAAAUGAAAAAGAACGGUGUAUGCGGA